AUGGGCUCAGCAGACGCCACUGAUGAAUCGGAUGAAGGCGAGUGCGCCAUGUGGCAGCACACAGAAAAAAAAACCCUGGUAAAGGGAUCCCUCUCCGGAACUUCAGUCCUGCCAUGCUUCUUUUCAACCACACCCACUAUAGCCUCCAGCUAUGCAGCUGAAUAUCUUCGAAUCAAAUGGUCAAAGGUGGAACUGGAUAAAAGUGGCAAAGAUGCAAAAGAAACCACAGUCCUGGUGGCCCAAAACGGCAACAUCAAAAUAGGUCAAAGCUACAGAGACAGAGUGUCUGUUCCGACCCAUUCAGAGGAGACUGGUGAUGCUUCGCUGACUUUCUCGAAGCUGCGAGCAAGUGACGCAGGGGUGUAUCGCUGUGAUGUUAUGUACGGAGUUGAAGACACACAAGGCAUCGUGUCAUUGGCUGUUGAGGGUGUUGUAUUUCACUAUCGUGCAGCAACCAGCAGGUAUACUCUGAAUUUUACGCAAGCUCAGCAGACUUGUAUGGACAAUGGUGCUGUCAUAGCAAGCCCAGAACAGCUGAAAGCAGCCUAUGAAGAUGGGUUUGAGCAAUGUGAUGCUGGCUGGUUGUCUGACCAGACUGUUAGGUAUCCAAUUAGACAUCCAAGAAUUGGCUGCUUUGGAGAUAAAAUGGGAAAGAAAGGAGUCAGAACAUACGGGCGCCGUUUUCCUAAUGAAACUUACGAUGUGUAUUGCUAUGUGGAACACAUGGAAG
Molecule: messenger RNA, 730 nt
Organism: Eurypyga helias (sunbittern)
Lineage: Eukaryota; Metazoa; Chordata; Aves; Eurypygiformes; Eurypygidae
Product: versican core protein-like
Exons: 4
Biological process (GO): cell adhesion
Molecular function (GO): hyaluronic acid binding
Source: RefSeq, a predicted model, not a curated record